This is a messenger RNA of Pipistrellus kuhlii (Kuhl's pipistrelle), 4319 nucleotides long. RefSeq names its product CDP-diacylglycerol synthase 1 (gene CDS1). NCBI's taxonomy places the organism in Eukaryota, Metazoa, Chordata, Mammalia, Chiroptera, Vespertilionidae. The transcript has 13 exons. Gene Ontology annotation, cellular component: endoplasmic reticulum membrane. The record is from RefSeq and is a predicted model, not a curated record. Gene Ontology annotation, molecular function: phosphatidate cytidylyltransferase activity. The coding region runs from base 365 to 1750 and encodes 461 amino acids.
GCCCUGCGGAGCUCUCAAUCGGGGUCACGCUUCCUUCCUUCUCCCUCCCGCCCCUCCUUCCCUCCUGCCCACCUGGGCCUCUGCGGGGAGACGCGCACCUGGCAGCCCGCGGCCGCGCUCCGCCUUCCCCGCGCGGGCCGGGCGCCCCGAGCCUGCCCGCCCCGCACGCCCCGCGCCUGCAGGCGGCCUCGAGCGCUCGCUCGUUGAUGCCGUUUUGGGGGUGACCUGGCGCGGGGGGCGCGCCUCCACGGCGGGGGCGUGUUAGGGGCCGCGGGGUGAAGGGAGGGAGGCCGGCCGGCCGGACCCUGCGCGCAGUCCGGGUUUUGUGGCGCAGGAGGCCGCCGCGGCCGCGCGGGAGCGGGCGAUGUUGGAGCUGCGGCACCGGGGAGUGGGCCCCGGCCCCGGGGGAGCGGGGGCGCCGCCGCCCCCCGAGGGAGUGGCGGCCGGCGGCGACCACGAAGCCGAGAGCACCAGCGACAAAGAAACAGAUAUUGAUGACAGAUAUGGAGAUUUGGAUUCCAGAGCAGAUUCUGAGAUUCCAGAAAUUCCACCAUCCUCAGAUAGAACCCCUGAGAUCCUCAAGAAAGCACUCUCUGGUUUAUCUUCAAGGUGGAAAAACUGGUGGAUCCGUGGAAUUCUUACUCUGACGAUGAUUUCCUUGUUUUUCCUGAUCAUCUAUAUGGGAUCUUUUAUGCUGAUGCUCCUUGUUCUAGGCAUCCAAGUGAAAUGCUUCCAUGAAAUUAUCACUAUAGGUUACAGAGUCUAUCGUUCCUAUGACCUGCCAUGGUUUAGAACACUCAGCUGGUACUUUCUACUCUGUGUCAACUACUUUUUCUAUGGAGAGACUGUAGCUGAUUAUUUCGCUACAUUUGUUCAAAGAGAAGAGCAACUUCAGUUCCUCAUCCGCUACCAUAGAUUUAUAUCAUUUGCCCUCUAUCUGGCCGGUUUCUGCAUGUUUGUGCUGAGCUUGGUGAAGAAACAUUACCGACUGCAGUUCUACAUGUUCGCAUGGACUCAUGUCACUUUACUGAUAACAGUUACUCAGUCACAUCUUGUCAUCCAAAAUCUGUUUGAAGGCAUGAUAUGGUUCCUUGUUCCAAUAUCAAGUGUUAUCUGCAAUGACAUAACUGCUUACCUUUUUGGAUUUUUUUUUGGGAGAACUCCAUUAAUUAAGCUAUCUCCUAAAAAGACUUGGGAAGGAUUUAUUGGCGGUUUCUUCUCCACAGUCGUGUUUGGAUUCAUUGCUGCCUAUGUGUUAUCCAAGUACCAGUACUUUGUCUGUCCAGUGGAAUACCGAAGUGAUGUCAACUCCUUCGUUACGGAAUGUGAGCCCUCAGAACUUUUCCAGCUUCAGAGUUACUCCCUUCCUCCCUUCCUGAAGGCCGUGCUGAGACGGGAGAGAGUGAACUUGUACCCUUUCCAGAUCCACAGCAUUGCUCUGUCAACGUUUGCAUCUCUGAUUGGCCCCUUUGGAGGCUUCUUUGCCAGCGGAUUCAAAAGAGCUUUCAAAAUCAAGGAUUUUGCAAACACCAUUCCUGGACAUGGCGGGAUAAUGGACAGAUUUGAUUGUCAGUACCUGAUGGCAACGUUUGUGCAUGUCUACAUCACAAGUUUUAUAAGGGGCCCGAAUCCCAGCAAAGUGCUGCAGCAGUUGUUGGUGCUUCAGCCGGAACAGCAGUUAAAUAUAUACAAAACCCUGAAGAUGCACCUCAUUGAGAAAGGGAUCCUGCAGCCCACCUUGAAGGUAUAACCGGACCCGGAGAGGGAAGGACUGAGUCGACAAUAAGGAAUUCUACAGAAAAGCACUGACAGGCGAAAUUUUGUAAAUGUACAGAAAAAUGGUUGAAAAUGCACUAGAAUGAAGAUUUACAGGCACAAGUGUUUCUUCUCUGAAUUACUGUGAAUAUUUAACACACACUUACCUACUUGAUCUAAGUUAUGAAAUAAGUAGCAGAUCACCAGAGUAUUCUGUACUUUUUUCUAAAGUGUAUUUUCUGAUGUUAACUUCCUUUCCCUUACUUGCCAUGUUCAUAAUUUAAAAGACUGUUUUUAAAGAGUCAAAUAUUAUCAAAUGAGUCCAUUGAGGAUGUCUUAAGAUUGCACCUGAAUGUGUGCCCUUUGCACAAAUAUUUACUUUUGCACUUGGAGCUGCUCCGGAUUUUAGCAGAAUGUUCCCUGGAAGCUCACUAUAGGAAGUUCGUGCUCCUGCACUUCCUCCUCUUUGGGUUUGAAGUAUUUUCUGAGGGCUGAGUUGGAUCCAAAACAAAAGGAAAGUAAGUAAGCAAUCAUUUGCCGGGGGAAAACAUUCCACUUUUAGGUAGGUUUGAAAUUCAAGAGAGGGAGGCUGAAAUUUCUAUCUUUAUUGGCUGACAUCAGACUCUACUUCUGAUAAAGUUGUUUGGAAAAAACCUGACUUCGCAAAAGCCUUUGAAGAGAAACAAAGGAGAGUUCUGCUCUGAAGAACAUGUGUGCAGCCUCCACGGAGGACAAGCGCUCAGGAGACUGCGUAGGACAGGGACACGUGACACUUUGGGUCCAGUUCUCUGCUUUUCCUUGUUUCCCUGUGAACUGGUUUCUUAAAGUUCUGUGGCCAUGAGCACAAAAGAUGAGUACGUAGGGUAGAGAGCACGGGUGGUGGCUGAAGCAGAGAGGGGGUGCCCUGCUGAGCGAGAGUGACCCGUCCGUGGAUAAGGCUGUGUGUCCCGGCUCCCAUGCAGCUGGAAGCUUGAAGAUCUGCCUGGAGGCCCAGACCCUGACUGACAUCAUGGGAGAGCUCAUCUCUGUCCCUUUCCUUUCUCACAUCAUGUCAUAAAACCCGAGGACAUCAGCUGACAAUAUUCUUCUUCCAAGAAUGAAAAUCAAGCAGAAGUGAUUUCCCACCGAGAACAAAAAGCACACAAAUGUCAAACCUUUGUCUGAUGGACGAGGACAAGUUUCUUACCAGUGAAUGUAAAUAAGCUCAUGUUGCUGUGUGCUUUUUAUAACCAUACUUACUGUAUUGAAGAGGCAGCAAUAAAAUUGCCUAUUUGCUCCUUGGCUAAAUGUUCGGAGAGGAAUAAUAGAUAUAUUUUAAAGAAUGUUUUACUAAUGAAAAGAGGAAAUAUUUUUGUUUAAAUCAAAACAAGCUUCAAUUAUUUUAUAUUCCUGUUCUGUACCCACAAUCAAAGAGGGUAGAUAUGCUUGGGUCCCAGUACCGAUAGCCCUAGGAUGUCUCUUAAAGGGGCAGCUUCAUCACGCGCACUGCACGGCUGUCCUGGGUGCAGCUGAACUCAGAACCAAGCGUCUGGUUUCUCAGCUUGGCAUUCAGUUGCUUCACAACUGGAUGUAUUCAGUUAGCGUUAUUUCACCCUAUUCCAUAAAAACCUAGAAUUGGCAAUGGAAAUGUUAUAAGACAAAAUGAUCCCUUUUAAAAUCAGGCUACCUACCAGUUAAUUUUUAGCAUUUCUCAUUAUUUGCCUCACAAAAGCUCCAAAAAUGUUGAUCAGACAGGAAUGUAGCAUAUCAAUGUUGUAAAAUCAAAUAAAAAAUUUAUAAUAGGAACCUACAUUGAUAGAGAUUUGCACAAUAAAACUCUUUGGAGGUGCACAGUUCCCUUGCAUUUUCUAUAAGGUGGCUGCUGAGGCACUGCAGUGCAGAGUGAUAGUUGAGGAGAGUAUCACCGAUGAUUGGAAAAUCACUAUGACAAUAAAAUAUUAAGCUAGAAAUAUUUGGGGUCAGAAUAGUAACUUAUCUCAAAUAUACUUUGAGUUGGGUGUACACUAUUGUAUAUGUAAAAAGUAAAUUCUUUUAACAGCGCUAAAGUACCUUUUUGUACUUUUAGAGCAUGUAUAUUAAAAUAUAUUUUAUCAAAUGAUAGCCCUAAAACCCUGACUUUGAUCAUUUUUGUAUUUGCACUAUGAAAAGGACUUAAAUUCUAGUACAGCUACAUGAUGGCAGAAAAAUGAAAGACUAGGAACUUCCUUCAAGGUAACGGUCCAUUUUCCCAAAGUGGCUAGUUUGGGAAGUGCUCUGGGGGUACCUAUUGCUUGACUUUUUAACCUGUGGGAUGCAAAUGUUCCCUCGGUGUUUUCCCCUAUGGUGAUACAUAUACAUUUACUGUCUGAAAAGCAAAGACCACACCUACCCACCCACCUCUUUGUUUUUCGUUUACAGUAUCACUUUGUACCUUGGUUUGAACAAAGAUAGCAUCACUUUGUUCAGGGAAAAAGUAGAAGCAGUGUACAUAUACUGUAUGUGGGCAGGAGGUAGCUCGUAAUAUGUGUCCAUCAGUUCUCUGAAUCUUUUACUGAAACAUAGGAAAAUAAAACAGAUAAAUCACA